This is a messenger RNA of Mucor velutinosus, 441 nucleotides long. RefSeq lists its product as uncharacterized. Lineage: Eukaryota; Fungi; Mucoromycota; Mucoromycetes; Mucorales; Mucoraceae. The record is from RefSeq and is a predicted model, not a curated record. Gene Ontology annotation, biological process: protein phosphorylation. The transcript has a single exon. The coding region runs from base 1 to 441 and encodes 146 amino acids. Gene Ontology annotation, molecular function: protein kinase activity; ATP binding.
AUGCCUCCAGAAGAUGAUGAUCUGUGUGUCAUUGGUGGAUUCAUAGUAUCUCACACCAUUGGCCAUGGAUCUACAGGCCAAGUCAAGUUAGGCAUUCACCGAAAAACUGGAAUUAAAGUAGCCAUCAAGGUCAUUUCUCGCAAACAGCUAUCCACAUCGCUCAAGAUAACACAGGCAGUCGAACGAGAAUUGGCUGUAUUGCAGCUAUUAAACCACCCACAUCUCAUCAAUAUGUACCAGAUAUUGCAAGAUCUUAACAACAUCUAUUUCAUAACAGAAUACGUGCCUGGUGGUGAGCUCUAUCAUGUUCUCAGCGAUAAGAAAGAGGGUCGCAUUCCUGAAAUCAAGGCGAGAGAGCUGUUUUUUCAAAUUGCCAGUGCAUUAGCUUGGUGCCAUGCCAGACACAUUUGGUACGCUUGCAGUUCUGAUUGUCGCUUGUAA